CAGUAGUUUUUUUUUCUUCCAGUUGAGUUGAUAGAUAUAGAUAGAUAGUAAUAAUUUCACAGCUCAACUCACACACAAUCAUCAAAUCAAAAAGGAAAAAAAAUAAUUAGUUACCGAUUAAGAGUCACAUUCAUAACAAGCUAUAAGAAAAAUCCCAAACAACAAGAGAACCUUACAUUACAGAAUUGAAUUUAUGAAAUUUACGAAAUUGAUGUUUUUUGUUUGUUUAUAAACACAUAUUCAUGCGUUGUAAGGUUGUAUCUAUUACCUACCACUGAUAACUCCAUCGUUUCUUCUUCUUCUACCUUUUCAUCUUCAUCAUCACAGUUUUUCUUCUUCUUUAGAUAGAUAGAUAGCUCCAUCUUAUCUUAGAUUCAUUCAUAUCAUAACCACUCACAUUUUCCACACUUCAUAUAGAUAUUGCUGUUUUUUCUGACAACUUCCUAGAUUUGUGCUAACAUAAAGAUCUAUAGCCGUUUUUGUUUCGUCCUAUGUUUGUGUCUCUUCACUUAUGAAACUGCUGUUUCUGAGAUCUGGAAUUUCAAGGUUUUUCACUUGAGGUUUGAUAUUAUCUGUGAGAAAUGGGCUCUAAUUUGAAUGCUGAAUUAUCAAAGAAAACUGUUUUUGGUGUAAAGGUUUGGGAAGUGAUUGCAAUUGUUGUUGCUUUGUCAAUUAUAGUGAUUCUCUCUGUGGUUUCAAUAUGUCUUACUUCAAGAAAGAAAUCUAGGAGAGCUAGAAACAAGAUUCCUGUUACUGAGAUACCAAAUGUGUCGAAGGAAAUUAAGGAAGUUAGGGUUGAGCAAGUAUCGACGAAUGGAUUUGCGCCGCGUGAUGGAAUACUUUUAACCAUUCAUGAUAAAUCUAGUGAUAAAGAGUCUGAUAAAGUUAUGGUUCAUUUAGAUUUAGGGAAGAAGAUGAAGAAUGGUGAUAGUAGUAGUCAUUCGGAAUCGUUUCAUCAGUACAUGGAGAAAGAUGGUGGUGGGUCGCAUUCGCAAUCGGGUGAAGAAGGUAGCUCCGGAACGGUUACUGUCUAUAAGCAGUCUUCUUCUUCGUACCCUAUAACAGCUCCUUCGCCUCUAUCUGGUCUUCCGGAAUUCUCGCACUUAGGUUGGGGUCAUUGGUUUACUUUGAGGGAUCUUGAACUUGCUACGAGCCGUUUCGCGAAAGAAAAUGUUCUCGGUGAAGGGGGUUAUGGAGUGGUAUAUAAGGGACAGUUGAUCAAUGGAAGUCCAGUUGCGGUGAAAAAGAUACUCAAUAAUAUUGGUCAAGCAGAGAAAGAAUUUAGAGUGGAAGUUGAAGCUAUUGGCCAUGUCAGACACAAAAACUUGGUUCGCCUUUUGGGGUUCUGCGUUGAGGGAACUCACAGGAUUUUAGUCUACGAGUAUGUGAAUAAUGGAAACUUGGAGCAAUGGCUUCAUGGAGCUAUGCGUCACCAUGGCUAUCUUACAUGGGAAGCACGUGUCAAGGUUCUCCUUGGCACAGCCAAAGCGCUUGCGUAUUUGCACGAAGCAAUUGAGCCAAAGGUGGUACACCGAGAUAUCAAGUCGAGCAACAUAUUAAUCGACGAUGAUUUCAAUGCUAAGGUUUCUGAUUUUGGUCUGGCCAAGUUAUUGGGUGCCGGGAAGAGUCAUGUCACAACCCGAGUAAUGGGAACCUUUGGAUACGUGGCUCCUGAAUACGCAAACACUGGCCUUCUAAAUGAGAAGAGUGAUGUUUAUAGCUUUGGUGUUUUGCUAUUGGAAGGAAUUACGGGAAGAGAUCCCGUUGAUUAUGGCCGUCCGACAAAUGAAGUGAAUCUAGUUGAUUGGCUGAAGAUGAUGGUUGGAAGCCGAAGAUCAGAAGAAGUGGUGGACCCGAACAUUGAGGUGAAACCAUCGACAAGAGCUCUGAAACGCGCUCUCUUAACUGCUUUAAGAUGCGUUGAUCCAGAUUCGGAGAAAAGACCCAAGAUGAGCCAAGUUGUACGAAUGCUGGAGUCCGAGGAAUACCCUUUAGCAAGAGAGGACCGAAGGCACAGGAGAAGAAAUCAAGGAGGCAGUGCAGAAAUUGAAUCGCAGAGGGAAUUUUCCGACACGGACAGGAGUGAGAUUCAGGGCUCUAGAGAAGAGAGCAGAGGGUAGCACGGCCGCGUGUAUCGCGGCCCGAAGUCGGAAUCAUAUGGUUUAUUGGGUUGUAUAAAGUGGUAGUUUUUUGUUUUUCUUUUAUCCAGUAGCAUUUUAGAUUCUUGGAAUUGUUUGGUUUUUGUUUUAGUGUCUGUCCUAUUGUUUCUGUAUGAAGGGGGUUGGUAUUGGUAAGAUAAGAACCCAAAAUAGCGGGUGUGUACAUAAUCGGACGAUUUCAUCGUAAAUUCCAAUAUUUGUUUCUUAAA
Molecule: messenger RNA, 2368 nt
Organism: Lathyrus oleraceus (garden pea)
Lineage: Eukaryota; Viridiplantae; Streptophyta; Magnoliopsida; Fabales; Fabaceae
Product: probable receptor-like protein kinase At5g18500
Exons: 8
Coding region: 582-2120 (512 amino acids)
Biological process (GO): protein phosphorylation
Molecular function (GO): ATP binding; protein kinase activity
Source: RefSeq, a predicted model, not a curated record